AUGGAACUUGCCAUGAAGAUAUUCUUGGUAGCACUGAGUGGAUUUUGUACAGUCUUUGUGCAGAGUAAACUAAAACCCAUACCGCUACCCUCUACUCUGAAAAAAUGUCUGGAAGAUAAAAAAGAAUCUCGUCCUACUCUUACCGACGAAGAAGCUAUAGGAACAUGUAUGUUAGAUUUUAUGUGGAAAAAUAAAUUGAAAUGCGGAACAACAUCUCAGGAUACAAUCACGUGGUUUGCUCAACUGGCGGUGAACCGAGUAAAUACGACAAUGCAAAAAGGUCGACAAUUGUGGAGACAGCCAGAGAAGAUAAGGGGGAUAAGAAAAGAAUACAGAAUGCUGACAGAUGAUGAAAGAAAUAAUUACCACAGAGCCGUUAAUGCUCUUAAACGAAACACUGCCAUAAGACCAAACAAAUAUGAUGCGUUAGUAGAAUUCCAUCGUGGUUUAGCCGGAACAUCUGCUCAUCGAGGACCCGCGUUUCUAGGCUGGCAUCGUUAUUUCCUUUUUUUAUAUGAACAAGCACUUCAAGAAGAGGUACCUGGUGUGAUGCUUCCAUAUUGGGCUUCAUCACUUGAUGCAGAAAUGACAGAUGCAACAGAUUCUGUUAUCUGGACGGAUUUAUUUGCUGGUAAUGGAAAUGGAUCCGUAAAAACGGGACCAUUUGCUAACUGGAUGACCGUUACUGGACAAUUGACGAGAGCAAUAGGACAGGGCCAGCUCAUGGAUAUGAAACGAGUCCAGGACACGAUAAAUAACCACUAUAACCACGAUACAUUUGGGGUAGAUUUGGAAGGUCAACAUGAUAAUGUUCACUUAUAUGUAGGUGGCCAGAUGGGCGAUAUAAAAGUAGCACCAUCAGACCCAAUUUUCUUUUUGCACCACGCAUAUGUUGAUUGUAUAUGGGAACAAUUUAGAGAAAAAUUAAAGCGUCGCUUCGUUGACCCUGUCGACGACUAUCCACCUGGCACAGAUGGUCAUGCAGCAGACGAUAUAAUGAUAAAUCUUCCACGUUUCCCUAAUAAAAGAUCUCCAUCUCGCCAUGGAACACUGUUGAAAAACAAAGAUGGCUACCGAGAUUUUUGGACUGAUGAUUACUACACAUGUGCUCCACUUCCAGAGUGUAGUUACAGAGACCCUAACUGUGGCUCACAAUGGCUGACGUGUAAUGUAUUUACCCAACGUUGUGUUUCAAAGGGAUCUGCUGCUGCUCUUCCCAAAAUAACACCAACACAAAUGAUGAAGGUUAUGUACCAAUGUUUUCCAGAUCGAUUACCAUCUCACAUGAAACCCCCACCCACGCCUACCGACUUUCCGACUUUAACAUAUGAUAUGAUAUCUUCGGGUGAAAUGUUUUAUACAGUUAUAAAAGAGUCUUCCACUACAACGACCACCCAUCAUAUUGGAAAAAGAUCCGUUCGUAAUCAUCAUCAACGAAACAUGAUGCAAGAAGUUCAGGUCGAGACCGUGCAUGGACCAAGACGGUUUCAACAACAUAGAACCCAACCAAUGACGGGUCGUCCUAUAAUUCAAAAUGUCACAUGGCCAGCUGUUCCCGCGGUUCGUCCUGCGGUUCGUCCUGAGGAUAUUGCUUGGGUAACCGAAACCCAUCACUUUCGCCCCACUCCCCGACCAAUUGAGCAUAUAAAACAAACACAAUCUAGAACUGUGCAAGAAAUUCCGACUAUUCCAACUACUUGGACUAUAGAAGAAUUUUAUAUUCCGGAAAUCGAAAAACCAUGUGAUGGCUAUCCAAUACAAAACACAUUUUCUAUCAACUGUAAAUCUAAAACUGACCUGUGGGUAUUUGUUCCAGUAAAAGUUGUUCAUGUUCGACAUGGUGACGUUAAAUAUACUAACUACAAAGUUGAUGAAAACGGUAUAUAUUCCGAUGAAGAUAUAUAUUCCACUGGAGAAUGGAUUGAAUUCUUUAAUGGAAAGCCGUUAAAGAAACGUCCAGAAAUUGGCAAAUGUAGAAAUGACAAAUCAGGUUUGGUAAAAGUUCGAGUGACCUCAAUUGGACUCAGUUAUGAUGGUACAUACCGUGACCACGUGUUCGUUGAUAAUAGACAACCGGUAACAGAAGCAAUUACCUUUAUAGCCGUAAAAGACCCGGAUAUGAACCCAACCAAAGUACUUUUUACGGCUGUAGAUCAGUGUGGGAUAGCCUGUCGAGCUUACUGUCGCCGACCUUGGGGAUCAGGCUAUGAAGAAUGUAGUGGGGCUGUCGAGUUGACUUCAGGAUAUCCUAAGGGAUAUGCUAAAUCUUACAGAGAUUCGGAAAAAAAUGUAUGGAAAAGUUCUGGUUCAAAUAUUGUACAUGCAGAUGAAAACGAAAUCGCAGUCAUAUUUUAUUGUGAUUACCAAAAUUAUCGGCCAAAAAAGCUUUUUUAAUAAAUUCAUGAAUUUCUCA
Messenger RNA from Mytilus trossulus (common blue mussel), 2413 nucleotides. RefSeq lists its product as uncharacterized. NCBI's taxonomy places the organism in Eukaryota, Metazoa, Mollusca, Bivalvia, Mytilida, Mytilidae. The transcript has 4 exons. The record is from RefSeq and is a predicted model, not a curated record. Gene Ontology annotation, molecular function: oxidoreductase activity. Bases 1 to 2394 code for a protein of 797 amino acids.